AUGUCGAUUCAAUUCUACAAUGUUUUCGCAUACCCCAUUGUGCGCGACCAGCUGAUCGCCAAUACCGUGCUGGUGGCCCUGAGCACGGCGUCAAUCGGGCUGCGGUUCAUGUCGCGCAAAAUUAGACAAAGUAAAUUCUGGUGGGAUGAUGCAUUCAUUGUGGUGUCUAUGCUGCACACCUAUGGUAUGCUCGCCAUGCAGUACCACUAUGCACGAGUCGGCAUGCGCCACCACGUUACCGAACUUCCUGCAAUGAAUACGAUCCUAAUCUUUAAGAUGCUUAUCGUUUACCAAAUCGUCUAUUACAACGCCAUGGUCACCGCCAAGUUUUCCUAUUUGUUCUUCUAUCUUCGCAUCUUUGUGACACCUGGAUUUCGCAUGGCCGCUAGAGUGUGCAUGGGCUGCGCAGGGGCCUACUGGCUCGGAAGUAUGCUGCAGGUCUUCCUCAUCUGUCAACCAUUCGCGAAGAACUGGGAUGCUACUUUGCCUGGUCAUUGCGCUAGCAUGAAUGUCGCCUUUUCCACCAUUGGGGCCUUCAACCUCGUCACCGAUCUUCUCAUCAUGGCUCUGCCCGUACACCAUAUUUGGAAACUGCAGAUGUCGACUGGGACGAAGGUGGCGCUUUACGGUAUUUUCGGCGUGGGUUUGUUCAUCUCGGCUAUUACCAUCAUUCGUAUUCAUGUCCUCACCACCGUCGACUUCACCGACGUCUCAUACAGCAUGAUCUGGGCCGCCUUCUGGAGUGUCACGGAGCCCGCACUAGCCAUUACCAAUGCCUGUGUGCCAAUGAUGCGUCCUGUUUUCAAGGCAGCAUUUCCAGGUGUAUUUUCCUCCGCUAAGAACGCCUACUCGUCGCAAACUGGAGCCCAGUCCGGUGCUUCGGGCUCGGCGUUCAAACGGAUGCGGGAUACAGAGAGUGAGAUGCCUCUGACGCACCUGGAGCCCACCAAGAGUGGCAGUCGUGGUGUGGAGUACGAGGCAUCAUUGAAUGAUCGCUCGCAAGACGAGCAUAUGCCAAGGAGUGUGAUUGGGGAGUCAGACCGGUAG
Aspergillus welwitschiae is the source of this 1047-nucleotide messenger RNA. RefSeq lists its product as uncharacterized. Bases 1 to 1047 code for a protein of 348 amino acids. The record is from RefSeq and is a predicted model, not a curated record. The transcript is spliced from 4 exons. NCBI's taxonomy places the organism in Eukaryota, Fungi, Ascomycota, Eurotiomycetes, Eurotiales, Aspergillaceae.